Messenger RNA from Acyrthosiphon pisum (pea aphid), 933 nucleotides. RefSeq names its product septin-2. The transcript is spliced from 6 exons. The record is from RefSeq and is a predicted model, not a curated record. NCBI's taxonomy places the organism in Eukaryota, Metazoa, Arthropoda, Insecta, Hemiptera, Aphididae. Gene Ontology annotation, molecular function: GTP binding. Bases 316 to 918 code for a protein of 200 amino acids.
GAUUAUCGAUUUGCGAGUUCAGUGACAACGCGGACGCAUACGCACCCGGAGCCUGACGUUGGCGCACUCCUCGUUCGACAAAAAAAAAACUACGAUAAGUGUAACGACAUCAAUAAUACUGUUGUUGUUGUUGUUGUCGUAGCGUUCGCAUUAUAUCCAUCGGAGUGGACUUUUCUCAAAAUGUUCGCUAAUAAAAGGCGGGACAACAUGAUGUUACUACAUGCAAUCAUAUUUAGUCAAACGUUUGAUUAGCUUUCUAAACAAAGUUUUGAUCUGUCUUCUACAUGAUGUAAGAUAGUCCUAAACACUGGAAUAAUGUCAGAGUACAUAGGGUUCGGUAGUUUACCGGAUAUAGUACAUAGAAAAACCGUCAAAAAAGGAUUUGAAUUCACUCUGAUGGUAGUCGGUGAAUCUGGCUUAGGAAAAUCAACACUGAUAAAUACAUUGUUCCUGAGCGAUUUAUACAAGGAACGAAAUGAAUCUAGUUAUGUACCUCCUCAGACCGCACAAAUUGAAAAGAAAACGUUAUGCAUCGAGGAACAAGGAGUAAAGCUAAGACUAACCGUUGUAGACACACCUGGUUUUGGUUCGUCUUUGAGCAGUGAUGAUUGCAUUCGGUCAUGCUGCGAGUACGUGGACGAACAAUUUCGAGCAUAUUUCGCUGAAGAAAGCGGUAUUAUCAGAAAGAACAUAGUUGACAAUCGUGUUCACUGUUGUCUUUAUUUCAUACCCGGUCAUUGUCACAGCCUAAGGCCAAUAGACGUAGAAUUCAUGCUCAAUAUCCACGAAAAAGUCAAUGUCAUACCAAUCAUAAGUAAAGCAGAUAUGUUGACUGAAAAAGAAAAAAUACAAAUCAAACAACGAAUAAAUGAUUCUAUUAAGUCCCACGAAAUAAAGGUAAAUUAUUUAUUAAUUUAAUUAAAAACGAUUGUU